Molecule: messenger RNA, 717 nt
Organism: Exophiala bonariae
Lineage: Eukaryota; Fungi; Ascomycota; Eurotiomycetes; Chaetothyriales; Herpotrichiellaceae
Exons: 1
Coding region: 1-717 (238 amino acids)
Source: RefSeq, a predicted model, not a curated record
AUGAACAAACAAAAAUUUGGCAAUGGUGCUCCUCCGCCGUACGCAGAAUCUGUGUCAAUCGGCCUGUCCUUCACCGCCGACCGGGGACACAGCGAGCCCAUGAAGGUGUGCAUGGAGGGGGAAUAUCGGUCACCUGAUUUUGAAAUCACCAUGGUCAACGGAGUGCCUCUCUUCCAUAUCGAAACCGAAUCGACCUUGAUCUACCAUGUCACGUAUAUCAAGGACCUCAGGCCGAACGCACCUGGGGGAAUCGCUCACACAAUCAAAAGGAAAACCGAUGGUGACAGAUGGCAUUAUUCGGCUUGUGCACCAGGGAAGGAUGGCACCCAGUACCUGGAGAUUGAGACGACAUCGAAAAUAUUGGCGAACGCAUCCACGAAGCUCGUAUUCCGAAGCACGGCUGACGGCGAGCUCGAUGCCAUUUACUUGAAGAUGGCAGUCACGGGCGGCCGUAGAACGGCCGUGGUGGGAUAUCAAGGAAAGCGGAUCGGACAGAUCCUGCAAGCCGGCAAGGACGAAGAACCCAAAUUCAACCUUGUCAUCGAUGUCCCUGGAGUUGACCCGCUCCUCUUCGUGUGCCUUGCAUAUGUGUUGGAUGACCGAUUGAUGACUUCACGGAGACGAUUGAGGAGGCCAUUUGCUUCAGGCCUUCCGGGUGUUGGUAAAGGUCCCGGAGCAGGGUUAGCCGGAGCAUAUGCAGUUGGCGGAGCAAUCUGA